AUGUUGGAACUAGCUGAGUGGGUGUUCCUGGUCCUGAUUGUCGCACAGUUUAUUCUUGGAAAUCUGGGGAAUGGUUUCAUUGAGUUGGUCAAUGGCAGCAGCUGGUUCAAGAGCAAGAGAAUCUCUUUGUCUGACUUUGUCAUCACCAUCCUGGCCCUCUCCAGGAUCAUUUUGUUAUGGAUUAUCUUCAUUGAUGGUGUUUUAAUAGUUUUCUUUUUCCACUUGCAUGUUUCGGGGACACUAAUGCGAAUUAUUGAUAUUUUCUGGACAUUUGUAAACAACCUGAACAUUUGGUUUAUCACUUGCCUUGGUGUCCUCUAUUGCUUGAAAAUUGCCAACUACUCCCACCCCAUAUUUCUCUGGCUAAAGUGGAGAGUUUCCAAGGUGGUUGUAUGGAUGCUAUUGAGUGCACUGCUCUUAUCCUGUGUCCGUACCAUGUCUCUGAUCAAUGAAUUUAAGCUCUAUUUUUCCUUCAGUGGAAUUGACAGCAAAGGAAACAUGACUGAAUACUUCAGGGAGAAGAGACAUGAAUAUGAUCUGAUGCAUGUUCUUGGGACUCUGUGGAAUCUCCCUCCCUUAGUUGUGUGUCUGAUCUCCUACUUUCUACUCCUCUUCUCUUUAGGGAAGCACAUGCGACAGAUGGAGCAAAAUGGCAUCAAUUCCAGAGAUAGAGGCACUGAGACUCACAAGAGGGCCAUCAGAAUCAUCCUCUCCUUCCUCUUAUUCUUCCUAUUUUACUUUAUUUCCUUUUUAAUUUUUUCAUUCAGUCGUUUUGUACCCCAACGUAAGAUGUCUGUGAUGAUUGGUGAGGUAAUUACAAUGUUGAAUCCUGCUGCCCACUCAUUUAUUCUAAUUCUGGGCAACAAAAAGCUGAAACAGUCAUUUUUGGCAAUGUUGCCGUGUAAGUCUGGUCAUCUGCAUCCUGGAUCUACAGAAUCCUUUUCCCCAUAGACUAGCAGAGGACAUGGGAUGGAGCCCUGGAGUCCUGGCCUGGCUCAAGACUAAGGGCUCUUGCUGCUCCUCCCAUGGCACCAGUUCUGUCCCAUCAAUAGCAGAGAGACAUUGCCCUCUUCACCCUUGGUCCUACCUAGUUGUAGGCAAAAGUAC
Molecule: messenger RNA, 1107 nt
Organism: Fukomys damarensis (Damara mole-rat)
Lineage: Eukaryota; Metazoa; Chordata; Mammalia; Rodentia; Bathyergidae
Gene: Tas2r3
Product: taste 2 receptor member 3
Exons: 1
Coding region: 1-951 (316 amino acids)
Biological process (GO): G protein-coupled receptor signaling pathway; sensory perception of taste; detection of chemical stimulus involved in sensory perception of bitter taste
Cellular component (GO): membrane
Molecular function (GO): bitter taste receptor activity; G protein-coupled receptor activity
Source: RefSeq, a predicted model, not a curated record